GUCCGGGUUGCGUGCUGGAUAUUGACAUCUCCGAGCAACUUAGACAAGUAAGUCAACACUUACCAUUUUACACAUAGCAGUCAACAAACACUCUCUACUACACACACAACACCAGACUCAUCAGUCUACAAUUCACAUUUAUCAGACUUAACACAUUACACAGGAAAAAAAACACACACAACGUAUUGUUGACUAGCAUCUUAUAAAUACUUCGAGUUAUAAAGGGGUUAAAUUUCAAAUAAUAAAACUGAGAUAAUUACUAUAAAGACGAUAACAAAAUAUGAUGAUAAGAACAAUAAACAAAGUAUAGUUAUAAAAGAAAUUGCAUCUUUGUAAAUUUGUGAAAUUAUUUUGAGUUAAAUGUAACAAUUACAAAGCCACAUAGAAAAAAAAUGGUUUAACUAAGACGAUGCAUUAGAACAGAUUAUAACAAAUUUAAUUUGGGUAUCUUUAAACUGCUUUGAUGGAUGUAAAAAAUGUUAAGGGGGAAAUAACCUCGCUUCACAUAGUAAAAACAACACCCAAUUAAAAUCUUAAAAAGUAUCACGUUCUUUAAUUUUGAAAGAAAAAGAGUGCGCUUUAUGAAAAGAAGUAUCACUUUCUCUUAGAUUAUUACUGGCGAAAUUGUGAUUCAUGUAAAGAAUUAUAAGUUUCAUGUUUUUUUAAUGAAAUAAUUGUGAUUUAAUAAAAAAUAUCACUUUCUCAUAAUCUGAACUGACAGCAUUGCGAUUCCUGAAUUCAUGGGAAAAGGUGUCAUGGCAUUUUGUCAUAUUUUUAUGAAAUGAGUAAAACAAAGUAGGGUUAAACCUGAAAAAAAAGGAACGCAACAAAACAACGAACGAAUAGACAGGAAGCCUUCGUCAGCGAAGAAAACAACAGAAAAAAGUAUAAAAAUUUUAACAAAGCACUAAGCUUAGAAGUAAUAUCCGUGGGCAGCCAAUGAAUUCUACACUGAAUUCUGAAUGAAAAAGUCAUUAGCUGCCCACGGAUACUACUUUUAAGCUAAGUGCUCCUUUUUUUAAUACAAUUUUGAAGUUGUUUUUGUUCGCUGACGAAGGCUUCCUGCCGACACGUUCGUUGUUUUGUUUGCGUUCCUUUUUCAGGUUUAGCCCUACUUUGUUUUAAUCAUUUUAUAUUGUGCUAACCUGAUUGCAGUCUCUCCCCUUAUUUCCUUGUCAUAUGUUUAAUAGACAGAAUUUCGAUUAUUGUAAAGAAUUAUACAUUUCUUAAAAAUUUUUGAUGACAGAGUAGCGGGUCAUGUUUAGAAAUAUCUUUAUUUUUUUUUACUUUCUUAUUUAGCGAAGUUACAAAUAAUGUGCAGAACAAUCAUAUCUGAGUAUCUUUCCCGACAGCAAGGCGAUUCAUGUGAAGAACACCUGGACCAAGAGAUGCAAUGUUGUCGUGUUCAUCAGCUCUGAGAGAAAUGACAGCUUUCCUACCAUAGGAGUUAAUGCUAGUGAAGGGAGGCAACAUCUCACUGCGAAAACAAUGCAGGUGACCUAAUGUUACAGCAGUAUCCUCUCCUUUAAAUUUUGCUUUGCGUUUAUUUACCUUUUUAAAUUCCCUGAAAUUGGUUUGAAAGCUUCAGAUUCGUCUAUUAUUUUUUAUACUGUCACAGACGUCAUAAAGACCCCCCACAACAUGUACAUCCAGUAGACCUCACACUUUGCUGACAUUCCGUCGACUAUUCUUCCCCGCGUUACACCCCACAGCCCCAACUCAAAUUAAAAAAAACGGACAAAGGGCGAUGAGAAUGUACUAAGAAAAAACACCAAAAAUUUAAAGGCUUUGCUAUGUUAAUCAUCAAAUAAAAUGAAACCUAUUUAGAUUGUUAAGAUGGUGGUAAUUUGGGGUCUCUAUAAAACUAAAUAAAUUUAUUGAAUCAAAUUUUCCAUUUUAUAAAUACACUACUCAAUCAUAGUCUCUAUUUAAGAUAGUUUAUGUGAGGACUUCAGUUAUAUUCUCUAUUUAAGAUUGUUUAUGAGGACUUCAGUUAUAGUUUUGUAGGCUUACGUGUAAUAGUUAUCCAUCAUUGAAUUGUCUUUUAAUAUCCCAGGCACUGAUUGAGUGGCUCUAAUCUUGCUUUGAAAUUAUUUUAACCGAUUUUCUUCAUCAUCGAUUUUACUUCGAUUUUUUUUUUUUUUUUUUUUUUUUUUUUUUUUUUUUUUUUUUUUUUUUUUUUUUUUUUUUUUUUUUUUUUUUUUUUUUUUUUUUUUUUUUUUUUUUUUUUUUUGUGGUUCAAAUACGAGUGGCCCAUCGACAGAAAAAUCGAUUGAUGUCACAAAAGCGUUCAGAAUUCGUUCAUUGAUGUUCAUCACAAUCAUAAUCAUCAUUUCUCUUAGUCCUGGGACCGUUAGGGCGCCACAGAUGACACAAAAACUAUCCUCUUUCAUUCCUCUCUGCACUUCGCAGAGCAUCGCCUAGUUUUAGUCCCUUCCACUCUUUGAUGUUAUCUGCCCAUCAUUUUUCCGUCUUCCUCUUCUUCUCCCUCCUCUUGUUGUGCCCUGCAUGAUUUCUUUGGUGAGCCCGUGUUGUACUGUCACGUGGCAAUACUAUCCCAGUUUUCACUUUUUUACAGUUACCAGGAGGUCAUCAUAUUGCCCAAUUGCGUGACGAAACCUUUCUUUCACUUGUUCUUUAGAGAUAUGGUCUCUAAAGCAGAUUCCAAGAAACAUCUCAUCUCCAUCGCCUUUAUUUUCCUUUCAAGUUCUGCUAUUAAUGUCCAAGGCUCACAGGCAUACGAGAAAAUGGAGAGGACUAAUAAGCGCAUCAGCCUGAUUUUGGUGCCCAAUUCUUUACUUUUGUGAUUCCACAUUUUCUUAAGCCUCUCUAGUGCUGUUUUUCAUGUUACUCGAACAUUUAGCGCCAGGUUGAUACAGUUUUGUAAAAUUAUUUGAUAAAAAGAAAAGCAAUAAUUUUAUAUUACUGCCACUGUUAUAAAAACAGAGAUGUUUACGGGCUCACACAGUGUUUGAUACAUUUGAAACGAUCACAGUACUCGAAACAAGAAGUGUAUCAAUUUCACAGAAAUAAAAUAUAUCCACCGAAUCACCCGACGACCCAUGUCACAAAUUCCUUAAUAGUUUUAAAACAUUUCUUACACCUUAACAUAUUAUGUACAGAAUAUUGAUCCACGAUCUCCGAUUUUUUAUCUUGGCUGUUUUUCUAAAACUGUUUCUCUAACGUGACCCAUUCAAACACUCUGAUCACUCAGUCUAAAACGGAUGCUUAUCACAUUACCCAAUCAAAACCUCUGAUUGGUCAUUCCAAAACUGUUGCUCUCACAUGACCCAAUCAACACCUCUGAUUGGUCAUUCCAAAACUGUUGCUCUCAAUUGACCCAAUCAAACUAUCUGAUUGGUCAUUCCAAAACUGUUGCUCUCACUUGACCCAAUCAAACUAUCUGAUUGGUCAUUCCAAAACUGUUGCUCUCACAUGACCCAAUCAAACCUUCUGAUUGGCUUUUCUAUAUAUGUUCAGAGAAUUUUUCUUUGAGUUUAGGUAUUUUUUCUAUUUCCGGAUAAUUGUUCAUUAGACAAUAAAUUCGUAUCCUUAAGAAUGUGUUCCUAUCUUGUUGCAAUAUAUAUGUCCCAAUUCUUUGCAUGCACGGGGAAUAUUAAUUAUAUCAGUUGUCUCCCAUUAGUAAUUUACAAAUUUACAAUGAGCACCGUGACAAUUAUCUAUUACGUAACAAAAUGUAUAACACAUAUUACAUGUAAAAGAAACAAUAAUCUCUUAGCAAAAUUUAAAUCUCCCUCCUCCUAAACGACAUCUUCUCCAACAGGCCUUCAAAUAUCUUUAUGACCGCCAUUUUGAUGACGCAGACUGGUUCCUCAAAGCGGACGACGACACCUACGUCAUCAUGGAAAACCUCCGCUACUUCCUGUCAGGUGAAGACACCGAAAAACCGGUGUACUUUGGGCAGCGUUACAGACUAUUCGUCAAACAGGGCUACGCCGCUGGCGGGCCGGGAUACGUCAUCAGCAAAGAGGCCCUAAGGAGGUAUGGGCAGAGGGGUUCUCAAAAUGACUCCCUGUGUAAAAAAGAGUCUAAAAACGAGGAUGUGGCAUUCGGAUGGUGUCUAGAAAACCUGGGGGUCAUCUUAAAGCCAAGCCUGGACGCACAGAACGGGACACGCUUUCACAAUUGGACGCCACAGAACUACCUCAGGGGCCAGUUCCCCAAAAAUUUCUUCGACUACGAUUUUGAGAAUGGGAGAGCGGUAAGUGUUUUUGAGUGCAUGUCUGAACCGUGCUGCGGAUUUUGGACGCCUUCCACUUAAAAGCUUCUGACUCUCUCUCUGAGUAAUGUCUAUCUUUUGAAAAACAAAGACAACUUUAAAACAUUAUGCAAUCAGAUCAUCUUCAUAUUGUUACCAGUGGCUUUUUUAACUGUUAAGAAGGCUAAAUUGAAUUUUUAAUAAAACUCAACUAUAAAACUCAACUAUAAAACUCAACUAUAAAACUCAACUAUAAAACUCAACUGUAAAACUCAACUAUAAAACUCAACUAUAAAACUCAACUGUAAAACUCAACUAUAAAAAUCAACUAUAAAACUCAACUAUAAAACUCAACUAUAAAACUCAACUAUAAAACUCAACUAUAAAACUCAACUAUAAACUCAACUAUAAAACUCAACUAUAAAACUCAACUAUAAAACUCAACUAUUAAACUCAACUAUAAAACUCAACUAUAAAACUCAACUAUAAAACUCAACUGUAAAACUCAACUGUAAAACUCAACUAUAAAACUCAACUGUAAAACUCAACUGUAAAACGCAACUAUAAAACUCAACUAUAAAACUUAACUAUUAAACUCAACUAUUAAACUCAACUAUAAAACUCAACUAUAAAACUCAACUAUAAAACUCAACUAUAAAACUCAACUUUUAAACUCAACUAUAAAACUCAACUAUAAAACUCAACUAUAAAACUCAACUAUAAAACUCAACUAUAAAACUCAACUAUAAAACUCAACUAUUAAACUCAACUAUAAAACUCAACUAUAAAACUCAACUAUAAAACUCAACUAUAAAACUCAACUAUAAAACUCAACUAUAAAACUCAACUAUAAAACUCAACUAUAAAACUCAACUAUAAAACUCAACUAUAAAACUCAACUAUAAAACUCAACUAUAAAACUCAACAAUAAAACUCAACUAUAAAACUCAACUAUAAAACUCAACUAUAAAACUCAACUAUAAAACUCAACUAUAAAACUCAACUAUAAAACUCAACUAUAAAACUCAACUAUAAAACUCAACUAUAAAACUCAACUAUAAAACUCAACUAUAAAACUCAACUAGCUCAAAGAUCCUAUCUUAUCUUGCCCAAAGACCCUCUCCUUUCUUGCUCAAAGGCCCUAUCCUAUCUUGCUCAAAGGCCCUAUCCUAUCUUGCCCAAAGGCCCUUCAUAUCUUGCCCAAAGACCCUAUCCUAUCUUGCUCAAAGAUCCUAUCCUAUCUUGCCCAAAGGCCCUAUCCUAUCUUGCCCAAAGGCCCUAUCCUAUCUUGCUCAAAGGCCCUAUCCUAUCUUGCUCAAAGGCCCUAUCAUAUCUUGCUCAAAGGCCCUAUCCUAUCGUGCUCAAAGAUCCUAUCCUAUCUUGCUCAAAGGCCCUAUCCUAUCUUGCUCAAAGACCCUUCAUAUCUUGCUCAAAGACCCUUCAUAUCUUGCUCAAAGACCCUUCAUAUCUUGCUCAAAGACCCUAUCCUAUCUUGCUCAAAGACCUUAUCCUAUCUUGCUCAAAGGCCCUAUCCUAUCUUGCCCAAAGACCCUUCAUAUCUUGCCCAAAGACCCUUCUUAUCUUCCUCAAUGAUAGUCGAAUAAUGUUUAUCUGUUUUUUAUUUCAUAAAUAUUAGUUGAUAAUUACAUUGAUACUACUGACAUUUAUACUACUCUGAAUUCUGUUAUUAUUUAAGAAACAAAAUAGUUUUGAAAAAAAAAAUGCAAGAUUGGAGAGAUGACCUACUUUAACGUGAUGACCUACAGAAUGCACUAAACUGGCUAUACCUUCUGGGUAAAAAUGUAUUUGCGUUUUCGCUUUGUUCCCUGCACAUCUUGGCCAUAUAUUUCAACUUGAUAUAUUUCGGAAUCGGUCGACGAUCCGGCACGAUUUUCAAGCUUGAAACAUGCUUUGACUGUGACCAUAAGCGUUGCAGAGAUCUCCGGCUCCCUGUGUUAGCGCUCAUAGGUUGAAACAAUCAACUACCAAACAACAAUCGUAGCCGACACCGCUCAAUAUCAUGGAGUUUUCUUUUCUUUUUCUUUUUCUUUUUUUAGUGGUCUUCAAACAUUACAUGGAUUGUUGAGAAAGUUUGCUGGACAGGUGAUGUGGGCCACAGUAUGAUAGAAAUGGAGAAGGUAAAAAAGCCUUGAACUUGAGGCACUGGGCCAAUACGCUGCCGACUGGGAACCACUUGCCACCUCGAUGGCUGACCCUGAGGUGGUAACACUAAUACGUCAUUCAAAUCUCUCUCUAUUUCCCUCCUACUAUCUCUCUCCCUCUCUCUCUAUUUACAUCUCGUUCUUUCUCUCUCCCUCUCUCUCUCUAUCUCUCUCUCUUUCUAUCUCUAUCCCACACACACACACACACACUCACUUUCUUUCAGAUCUCUAAACUUCAUAUUUACCCCAUCUACACACGCUUUUCUCUAUAUUUUCUCACUCUGUCUCACUCAUCUCUUUUUAACUCUGUCUCACUCAGAUCUAUAAAACUCAACUAUAAAACUCAACUAUAAAACUCAACUAUAAACUCAACUAUAAAACUCAACUAUAAAACUCAACUAUAAAACUCAACUAUAAAACUCAACUAUAAAACUCAACUAUAAAACUCAACUAUAAAACUCAAAUGGUCGUAAUCCUUACAUCUGAAUUAUUUUGUCUUAAGUUUUAUUAUUUUUAAAAAAAAUUACGGUUUUAAAACGUCAUUUUCAUUAAUGGUUUUUUUUAAUUGAAGCGUCAUUACUUUAUUAAUUUGUACAAAAACUUUUUUUUAUGAUCCGGUAGGUCAAAUCAAAUGUUACAGGUUCCUGGUCCCGAUAUGAAGUGGAAUGGUAUUUCACAGCAGGCGCCGAAAUAAAUGGACACAUCUUAAAGAAGAUGGUCCCCAAAAGAAUUAUUAGUUACAAAUAAUUAUUAUUAUUUUUUGUUAAUAAUUAGAAAACAUUUUAAGAGACGAAUUUUCAAUGAUUGUAUUAGAAACACACCACGAAGACUUUAGCUUAUUACCUUAUAUCCUCAUAUCCUCUUAUCCUCAUAUCCUCAUAUCUAUAGGAACAAUUUUUUAUGGAAAAAAAAAAUAUAGGCUUUUUGAAAAUAGCAAGCAAAAGCUGUACCUAGAGGGUUUGGAGUCGGCGUAAAGAAAAUUCAAAUCUGCCUAACAUUUGAACAAUUGAAACUCAUUAAUCAUCGAUAAACUUUAUUCAAAGCCCAUUUUGCUCUAUGAUAAGCCCACCAGUGCAUUCUUCCUCAACAACAACAUCGGAGAAUGGUUCAAGAUCACUGUUGGAGUACGACAAGUCUGCCUGCUCUCACCCACUCCAUUCAACAUCUUCCUAGAGAUAAUUAUGUCAAAUGCUCUGGAAGCGCAUGAAGGGACAGUCAGCAUUGGUGACAGAACAAUCACCAACCUACGCUUGGCGGACGACAUAGACGUGCUGGCUGGAAACGAAGAAGAGCUAGCAAACCUGGUAAAACUUCUUGACAAGACCUCGUCGUCCUACGGCAUGCUAAUCAGUGCCGAAAAGACAAAACUGAUGACAAAUAAUACCACAGGCAUCACCACUGAAAUUAAGGUCGGGGAGGAAAGAUAAGAGACUGUAGGCUGCUUCAAAUACCUAGGAACAAUAGUCUCAGAAGAAGGCUCCAAUCUUGAACUGAUGUCUAGGAUUGCGCAGACUAUAACAGCACUAAAAAACCUCAAGAAAAUAUGGAAUUACAAAAAUAUAGCCCACAGCACCAAAAUCAGGCUGAUGCGCUCAUUAGUCUUCUCCAUUUUCCUGUAUGCCUGCGAAUCCUGGACAUUAACAGCCGAUCUUGAAAGAAAAAUAAAGGCGAUGGAGAUGAGAUGCUUCAGAAGCAUUUUUGGCAUCUGCUAUAGGGACCAUAUCUCCAAUGAUACAGUGAAAGAAAGGGUUUGUCAGGCCAUUGGGCAGUACGAUGACCUACUGAUGACUGUGAAAAAAACGCAAAUUACAAAAACUUGUAAAAAGGAAACAAGGGCUUGCCAAAGAAAUAUUUCAGGGCACCACAAGAGGAGGGAGAAGAAGAGGAAGACAAAGAAAAAGGUGGGAGGAUAACAUCAAAGAGUGGACAGGACUAACACUGGGCGAUGCAGUGCGUAGUCUUGAAGACAGAGAGGAAUGGAGGAGGAUGGUUCACAUGUCAUCUGUGGCGCCCCAACGGUCCAAGGACUAAGGCACAUGAGGAUGUGGAGGAUGAGGAGAAUUUUGCACAUUAGUAGUCUAGCAAAUAGGAAACAACUGCGCCCACCACCCCCACCGAUUUCGCUUCGUCACUGCCUCUGAUAGUACCACCCGAAAUUUUCAUUACAAACAAGAGUUAAUGUUUUAGUCAAAUUAAUUACUUUCAAAUUAUUUGAGAUGCCAGCAUUAAAAUCACAUCAUUUGUUCAGACUUUGAAAUCACAUCAUUUGUUCAGACUUUGAAAUCACAUCAUGUGUUCAGACUGUCAAAUCACAUCAUGUGUUCAGACUGUCAAAUCACAUCAUUUGUUCACUCUUUCAAUUAAUUUAGACGUUAUCGUUCAUUUUCUUUUCGACACAUCGUUAUAAUAAUUUUUUCUCCGCUCUCCACAGGGUGUUGAAAAUAUCAGCGACUACGCCAUUUCCUUCCACUACGUUUCUCCGACUCAAAUGUACGACCUGGAGUUUUUCAUCUAUCACUUACGCCCAUACGGUAUACUCAACAUGCCACAGAAGCUUAACGUCGUCACGUGACAUCCCUAUCAUUUUAAGCAUCCUGUAGUUUUGGUUUACUGUGCAACAGGAAAUGUCAAUCGUGCUGGUUUCCAUGUGGAUACUUAAAACCAAAUACAAGUGCAAUGAUAUUAUACAGAUUAUACUAUACUCGAGUUACCAUAAUGCAGAAUUGAAUGCCAUAAGAGCUUUUC
Messenger RNA from Lymnaea stagnalis (great pond snail), 9126 nucleotides. Lineage: Eukaryota; Metazoa; Mollusca; Gastropoda; Lymnaeidae. The record is from the annotation of a GenBank genome assembly.